GAUGCCAGUGCCCGGCGCCCGGCGCGCCUUCGCCGGCAGCCUGCCCGCGGCCUUUAUACCGAGCGGGCUGGGCACUCACUAAUGUUUAACUCGGGGCAGAAACUUGGGAGCGCAGAGUGACUCCGCGGUCCCGAGCUGCGGAGCUGGACGCGGGUCUCUGCGGCUCGCCUGACUUCUGCCUGCGCUCCUGCUCCGAACACUCAGUUCCGGGCCCACACCGACGAUGAAGACGCCGUGGAAAGUGCUCCUGGGACUGCUGGGGCUCGCUGCGCUCGUCACCGUCAUCACCGUGCCCGUGGUUCUGCUGAACAAAGACAGUAAGUUUGAAACAUUUGCAAAAGAUAAGACAAUUGGAGACCAGGACCGGGCAGGAAACUUGUACUAUAAGACUUACAACCUCUUCAGAGCUGUGGUCCUGUGGUGGCCAGAUUCAGGAUUUGUUAGCUCACCAACACGUCUGGAACAGUCACUGCGUGUCAGGUGUUAUUUAAAUGAUCGAAGUGCUAUGGAAGCACUAAAGGGCAAUGAUAAAUGCUGUCCAGGGAAGUCUGUACAGAAACCAACCAGGCAUAAAGGAUUAAUAAUUAAUGGAUCCGAAUACAAUCCUUCCAAUAGUGGAGCCACGAGACUGCCUCCCAGGCAUGCAGUUCACCUGCCUGUUUCGUCCUCAACUAUUACGGCUCCAGAUUCUGUAGGAGGACUGUGUCAAACAGAAUGUUUCCGGCUGCAAAACAAUUUAUGUCUUUUUUCAGAGGAAAUCUUCAGUGCCUACUCUGCUCUGUGGUGGUCUCCAAAAGGCACUUUUUUAGCAUAUGCCCAAUUUAACGACACAGAAGUCCCGCUUAUUGAAUACUCCUUCUACUCUGACGAGUCACUGCAGUACCCAAAGACUGUGCGGAUUCCAUAUCCAAAGGCAGGAGCUGUAAAUCCAACCGUAAAGUUCUUUGUUGUCAAAACCGACAAUUUCGACCCAAACACCAACGCAACUCCAAAAGAAAUCUCUCCUCCUGCUGCUAUUUCAACAAUGGGGGAUUACUACUUGUGUGAUGUGACAUGGGUAAAUGAAGAAAGGAUUUCCUUGCAGUGGCUCCGAAGGAUUCAGAACUAUUCACUCAUGGGUAUUUGUGACUAUGAUAAUUCCACCAACAGUUGGACAAGUCCAGUGGCACAAGAACACACUGAAAUGAGCACCACUGGCUGGGUUGGAAGAUUUAGGCCUUCAGAACCUCAUUUUACCUCCGACGGGAAGAGCUUCUAUAAGAUCAUCAGCAACCAAGAUGGCUACAAACACAUUUGCCUAUUCCAAAUAGAUAAGCAAGGUUGCACAUUUAUUACAAAAGGAGCUUGGGAAGUCAUCGGGAUAGAAGCUCUUACCAGUGAUUACCUAUACUACAUUAGUAAUGAAUAUAAAGGAAUGCCAGGAGGAAGAAAUCUUUAUAAAAUCCAACUGAGUAACUACACAAACGUGACAUGCCUGAGUUGUGAGCUGAAUCCAGAAAGGUGUCAGUACUAUUCUGUAUCAUUUAGUAAAGAGGCAAAGUACUAUCAACUGAGGUGUUCAGGCCCUGGUCUACCCCUCUAUACUCUGCAUAGUAGCAGCGACGAUAAAGAACUGAGAGUCCUGGAAGACAAUUCAGCUUUGGAUAAAAUGCUGCAGGAUGUCCUGAUGCCCUCAAAAAAACUGGAUUUCAUUAUUUUGAAUGAAACAAAAUUCUGGUAUCAGAUGAUCUUGCCUCCUCAUUUUGAUACAUCCAAGAAAUAUCCUCUACUAAUAGAUGUAUAUGCAGGCCCGUGUAGUCAAAAAGCAGACGCUGUCUUCAGACUCAACUGGGCUACUUACCUUGCAAGCACAGAAAACGUUAUCGUAGCUAGCUUUGAUGGCAGAGGAAGUGGUUACCAAGGAGAUAAGAUCAUGCACGCAGUCAACAGAAGACUGGGAACAUUUGAAGUUGAAGAUCAAAUUGAAGCAGCCAGCAGCGUGAGCUCGGAGAGGUUCGUUAAGCUCUCUGAACCUCAGUUUCCUCAUCUGGAUAAUGGGGAUCAUCAAGCCUACCUCACGGGGUUACCAAAAGGCUUAAAUGGGACACCUGUGCCUGCCCGGAGGGAGGCUUUCAAAACAUGGCACCUGCCGCCAUCAUCGUCCUCAGGAAGCCAGUUGUCCUUCUGGUUCCUCGAUGGCACAAGGGGUGGCUUAAAAAUUAAUUCAACAGUCAUGAGCAGAGCUGAAAAUUUUAAACAAGUUGAGUACCUCCUUAUUCAUGGAACAGCAGAUGAUAACGUUCACUUUCAGCAGUCAGCUCAGAUCUCCAAAGCCCUGGUGGAUGCUGGAGUGGAUUUCCAAGCAAUGUGGUAUACAGACGAGGACCACGGAAUCGCCAGCAGCACAGCACACCAGCAUAUAUAUACCCACAUGAGCCACUUCAUAAAACAGUGCUUCUCUUUACCCUAGCGCCUCAAAACAGCAUGCCCGACCUUAUUAAAAGCCAUUUUUGUUCUAUCUCAAAACUGCACUGUUCAGAUGAUGAUCUUAAAAAGUACACUCAAAUCAAGAAAUUCAAGGUUACCUUUGUUCCCAAAUUUCACGUCUGUAACCCUAAGUAGGGACUUCUGUCUUCGCAACAGAUUAUUACCUUACUGAAGUUUGAAUUAUUCCGUCUGGUUUUGUUUAUUAUUUAAAAUCAUUUCCACAUCCGUUGCUGAAAAAACAAAUAUGAAUUGUUUUUAUGGGAGCUUUGCAUAGGUUCCCAGGGAAGCAUUAUAUUCUUUUCUAACUGGACCAGUCCAAAUCUCGUUCUCUUCUUUAAAGGGAUGGCAAGAUGCGGGCAGUGAUGUCACUGAGGCAGGGGUAAGAAGGGAAGGGGGAGGGGAGGGAAGGAAGCUAAUAGGCCUGGCUGGGAACCCACGUCCGAGCACGAUGACCUGACCAGGCAUCUUCUCUUAGAGAACAGCUGCUCACAGGCAGACUGGCACGGUUUUCUGAGAAAGACUAUUCAAACAGUCUCAGGAAAUCAUCUCUGCAAAGCACUGACUUCUGAGUAAAACCACAGCAGUUGAACAGACUCCAAAGAAAAGAGAGGGAAUCUGCCAACAGUGCGAGGCCCCCAGGUGUGAGCUCCUGGCUAUAGGUCCUACAAACCCACAGCGGUGGGGAGGCGCUGUAAACGUGCCUUAAAACUACUGGUGUCUCCCAGGGCAAGGGGCAGCUUGGAACGGAGAUGUGAACACAUCAGCUCGCCCUGCUAAAAGACGAAGAUAUUUGUAUCACAAAUUCGAACUUGAAUUUGUCCUUGCAUCAGUUUUUCUUAGUUCAUUUCGUGGAGCAUCUUAAUGAAAAGGAUAUUUUAAUGUCCUUGGACUUGUUUUUAAAAAUCGAAAAUAAACUACAAAGUUAUGUAUUGUUAUUCCCAUUCUACAUACUGUGGAAUUUCUCCUGGUCAUUUAAUAAACGUUCCCGCAUUUUUUCAGA
Leptonychotes weddellii (Weddell seal) is the source of this 3466-nucleotide messenger RNA. Lineage: Eukaryota; Metazoa; Chordata; Mammalia; Carnivora; Phocidae. The record is from RefSeq and is a predicted model, not a curated record.